GCCAGCGCGUCAGCUGUUCAGAGAAGGAGGUCGCAGCAGCACGUUUGGCGCUAGUUUAGUUUGACGGCGGGCAAGUGAGUGUGCUGAGGAGCUUAUUCUGAGAGACCUACAACUUGUGAUAGUCGUAGCGGUUGUCAACACAAAUUCAGAUCUGCUUCCUGGUGUAAAACUUAAAAUGCCCAGCACUCGCUCACAGAAUCAGCCCACCCUUCAGUUCCCCCGAAGGAAGUCUUCCAGAUUGGGUUCUCGACCUAAAAACUCCUCUGAGAAUGCAGUGGACGUCCAGGCCAACCCUCUGUCCCCUAGAAAGUCAAAUGUGGGAGAUUCGCUUGAUGUCAGUCUGUCUCCCAAGAACUCCGUGCUGAAAAACACCUCUUUGUCUGAGAGGCUGCCCUUGAGCCCCCGCAAACGUACAGGUGACGAGAACGGCUGUAACCUCCCGGCCUCUAUGCUUGGCUCUCCUCCUAAGCAGCGCUGUGCUCCUCUGUGCUCCCCUCGCAAACUGUCCUUUAAUGAGAACACACCGGCCUUCUCCUCACCUCCACGUCCCACACCGUCGUCACCGAAAAUUCCCCUGUCUCCUAUUUCGCGUCCAUCUCCAAAACGGCUGCAAGAGACCCCCUGCACAAACCCGAUCCCCCGAGCAGAGGGAAAGCUCCCUGUUACUCGACUCUUUCCUGUAAAAAAAUCGGGUUAUCAGAGUGUAAAGCAGGCUCUUCACACUGCAGUACCCGAACGUCUUCUCUCUCGUGAGGCAGAGAGAGCUGCCAUUGUCUCCUUCUUGGACAACCAUGUGGUGGCGGAAAAACCCUCCAGCCUCUAUAUCUCUGGUGCUCCUGGCACAGGCAAGACCGCCUGUCUGAACUGUGUCCUCCAGGAACAAAAGUCUCAGGAGGUUCUCUACACGAUCUUUGAGUGGCCUUACCUGCCCAACUCUCGUGUUUGUCUCAUUGGUAUUGCUAAUGCAUUGGACCUGACGGACCGUAUUCUGCCCAGACUGCAGGCCAAACCACAUUGCCGACCCAAACUGCUCAACUUCCCUCCCUACAGUCGUGAGGAGCUCAAUGCCAUCGUCCAAGACCGGCUCACACAAGUAUCAGGUGAAGGUGUUCUGGACGCAGCGGCAGUUCAGUUCUGUGCAAGAAAAGUUUCAGCUGUGUCAGGAGAUGCCCGCAAAGCACUUGACAUAUGCAGGAGGGCCGUGGAGAUUGUGGAAGCAGCUGACAGGGCUAAAAUGGCAUCCGAACCUGUGGCCAGCCCUAAAGUGAUUUGA
Messenger RNA from Sinocyclocheilus grahami, 1273 nucleotides. RefSeq names its product cell division control protein 6 homolog. The transcript has 9 exons. Gene Ontology annotation, biological process: DNA replication initiation; mitotic DNA replication checkpoint signaling. Gene Ontology annotation, cellular component: nucleus. Lineage: Eukaryota; Metazoa; Chordata; Actinopteri; Cypriniformes; Cyprinidae. Bases 176 to 1273 code for a protein of 365 amino acids. Gene Ontology annotation, molecular function: DNA replication origin binding. The record is from RefSeq and is a predicted model, not a curated record.